Drosophila grimshawi is the source of this 4153-nucleotide messenger RNA. RefSeq names its product serine/threonine-protein kinase BRSK1 (gene sff). Gene Ontology annotation, biological process: intracellular signal transduction; protein phosphorylation; microtubule cytoskeleton organization. The record is from RefSeq and is a predicted model, not a curated record. Gene Ontology annotation, cellular component: cytoplasm. Bases 647 to 3244 code for a protein of 865 amino acids. Gene Ontology annotation, molecular function: ATP binding; protein serine/threonine kinase activity; tau-protein kinase activity. Lineage: Eukaryota; Metazoa; Arthropoda; Insecta; Diptera; Drosophilidae. The transcript is spliced from 17 exons.
ACGACGUACGCCUGCCGUGUGUGUUUCACUUCACAAACAGACGAAACGUAGAAUCAAGCCAAAUGACAUCGCGGAUGACAAGAAAAAUAUAUUAAUUGUAAAAAAAGCGAUUGUCAUCCUUCAAUUCCCUAUGUGUGCGUUUCUGUAAAGUGUUAAUUUAAACGUUUUAAGAAUAUUGCGAUAACCGUGUUAACGCUAGCAAAAAUGCAGAUGUUAUUAUAUAAUAAUUAAAAUAGUUGCAAACUAAAAACACCAAGUGGGUCUCUGCUAAAAUGGUUAAUUUAUUGAUGCGUCGCGUAGAUGCAAUGGCAAUAUUCAUCUGAAUGUGAUUUGUAUGAUAGCUGAAAUUUUACAACCAGCAUGACACCCACAACUAUCAAUAAACACCAGUGAGCACGGAGCCUAAGGAAAGUCGAUACCACUUGUUCUGAUUGUCGUCAUGUGAAGAAUACAAUACACGUUAAACAUGCACUUGGAAAACUUUUAACGAACGUAACUACGAAUAACAACCAGCACAAUCAAAAAGUUAUAAAAUCAUUCAGCAGCAACUCUAUUUUGGAAACUAUGUGCCAGUAUCAGGAAAAAGAGUAACUGUUCGGACGCCUCUUACUAACAGCUUAUAGACAGGAAUCAACAAGAUCACAAAAUGCAAAAGGAGAACAAUGUAAUGGCAGAAAACUGCCAAUUUGUGGGUCCAUAUCGUUUGGAGAAGACACUUGGCAAGGGUCAAACAGGCCUCGUCAAGUUGGGCGUGCACUGUGUGAUUGGAAAAAAAGUUGCCAUUAAAAUAAUCAAUCGCGAAAAACUCAGCGAAUCUGUGCUAAUGAAGGUUGAACGUGAAAUUGCCAUCAUGAAACUAAUCGAUCACCCGCACGUACUUGGCUUGAGCGACGUGUAUGAGAAUAAGAAAUAUUUAUAUCUAAUAUUGGAGCACGUAUCUGGAGGUGAACUUUUCGAUUAUCUCGUUAAAAAAGGACGACUUACCCCAAAGGAAGCACGCAAGUUUUUUAGGCAAAUAAUCUCCGCACUGGAUUUCUGCCAUUCACACUCAAUAUGCCAUCGAGACUUAAAGCCAGAGAAUCUGCUUCUAGAUGAAAAGAAUAAUAUUAAGAUCGCAGACUUCGGCAUGGCCUCACUUCAACCAGCUGGUAGCAUGCUGGAGACUUCUUGUGGAUCACCACAUUACGCCUGUCCCGAAGUAAUACGUGGUGAGAAAUAUGAUGGACGCAAGGCAGAUGUAUGGUCAUGUGGAGUCAUACUGUACGCUCUGCUAGUAGGUGCGUUACCCUUCGACGAUGACAACUUGCGACAGCUCCUAGAGAAAGUUAAGCGCGGGGUUUUUCAUAUUCCGCAUUUUGUGCCUCCCGAUUGCCAGAGUCUUUUGCGUGGUAUGAUCGAAGUUAAUCCAGAUAGGCGUUUAACGCUAGCCGAAAUAAAUCGUCAUGCGUGGGUCACAGCUGGUGGUAAAGGUGAGCUGGAGUUGGAGCUUCCCAUGAUGGAGGUAGUACAAACACAUGUCAUACCCACUGCCACUGCUGUGGAUCCUGAUGUGCUGAAUGCCAUAUGUUCCCUGGGAUGCUUCAAGGAGAAAGAUAAACUCUUGCAGGAGUUACUCAGUGCUAGUCACAAUACCGAAAAAGUCAUUUACUUUCUUCUUCUGGAGCGCAAACGUCGUCGGCCGGCACUAGAGGAUGAUGAAGAGUUUGCACAGAAAUCACGCAGCGAACUGGAAGCAGUAGAUCCACCACGUAAGCGGUUGGACAAGUGUCGUAUCAAUGGCACUAAUGCGCCUAGUUAUGGACAAAUUUCGGAGGGCUCGCCAUUGACGCCGCGACGUCAAGCAUUUAAUUUCCGAUCGUACAGCAGCACACGGAAUCAUCAACGACGCUCACCCACGACGGUAUCUACAUCGGUGCGAAGCUCUUCAUAUCACAGUCCAACCCGUUGCAAUACACCCAUAAACUCAACGCAACAGCAAGCCAAUGCAAUGUCGCGGCCAUCAUCACCAUCAGUGGCCUCACGCCAUUCAACAUACGGGGAUCGAGAGCGUUCUGGUUCGGUGCAUCAUCCGUCGGUCAGUCGGACACCCUCGCACAGCUCACAAAAAAGCAUUGAGAACGAUGUAGUGGCCAUUAGGGAGACGCGCAUGGAGCGUCGUGAUUCAGCGCGUCAAGCGCAGGAGCACAGUGGCGGUGGGCCAACUCGAGAAUAUGGAGAUUGCGUACCUAACAGUCUAGGUCGAGAAUCGGGAGGCAACUCCGCAGCGGCUUCACCUUCGGUGCAUCAUCGCGCCAGCUCAGGUCCGACAAUAGCCAUUAGUAUGUUCCACGAUACAGACUCGAAUAGUGUUGUGAAUCCUAAUGUAUCGCCUAUGCUUAAUAAUAGCAAUCCAGGCAUACCUGGCUCACCCUGCAAUACGCCUGGCGGUCAGCUUUGGAAAACACGACUUACCAACAUUAAGAACAGCUUUCUUGGCAGUCCGCGUUUUCAUCGCAGGAAAAUGCAGGUCUCUGCUGAUGAGGUUCAUUUAACGCCCGAGUCAUCGCCAGAGCUGACUAAACGCUCCUGGUUUGGCAACCUAAUAACUACUGAAAAAGAUGAGACAUUUACCAUAUUGGUCAAGGGCAAACCCAUUGCAACAGUCAAGGCGCAUUUGAUUCAUGCCUUUCUAUCGAUGGCCGAAUUAUCACAUAGUGUGGUAUCGCCCACCUCGUUCCGCGUUGAGUACAAACGUAAUGGCAAUGGACCUGUUAUGUUUCAACGUCAUGUCAAAUUCCAGGUGGACAUAAGUUCUAUAUGCAAGCAAGGUGAUAUUGCGGAUAUGCUAUUUGCUCUAACUUUUACAUUACUGUCAGGCAAUAUUCGCCGUUUUCGACGCAUCUGCGAACAUAUACAGUCCCAAGUCUGUUCAAAACGAUAUCCGGGUCCGAAUAGUCCACCUAUAGUAGCUUCAGUCACUCAGGCUGUGUCAGAGAGCUCCUCGUGUGGCUCAGUGUCGAGUGAACGCUUGUCUUAUAAACGACAGGUGAUUGAAAAUGAUUUGGAAAAUGAUUCCAUAUUCUGCUACAAAUCUGGAAAUGGACGUCGCUCAUCAGCAACAAAUAACAACAAUCCUAAUCCUGUGGAUAUACCUGACAGUCCCGUUGCAGUCCGUUCAAAUUCCGAGACAGCUGAGCAUGACCGCAAUCGAGAGCAGCAGAACGAGCGACAGGCGACAACGAUGUCUGGUAGUGCAAUAGCAUGAGAAUUAUUUCUCUGAUUUAGUUACAUUUUUCUCAAAACCUAUUUGUUUUAACCUACUACGAAAUGCAACCAAAUAUAUUUAUUAACUAAAUCCAUUUCAAUGAACAACCGAUAGACGGAAAUAAUUUAAUCAUUUUCUAUAAAUGAACUACAUUUUGUAAAAAAAAAAAAAUAAAAUAACAAGAACUAAUAGAUAUCUGUGGCACGCCGAAGAUUACAUUCCCUUCUAGACUUGAGUCCAUAUACUCAGAAAAAGCUACUUUUCAAAGAUAUUUUAACAAGAGAAACGUAUAUCGUUUCAACUGAAUGUUCCUGCCGUUCCGAUAGUUUCUGCGGCCCUAAGAUAAAUAAGCCAGAUGCGGCCGUCUCAGAUAUACAUUUGUACUGACCACAGUAAAUAUAGAUUAAAACAAAAAGAAACUACUCUAUACGGAAUAAGACAGAUAAUUCUUUAUAGACUCAGUUUCUCAUUCUGAUAAAGAAUAUAUAUAUUUUAACAUCAUCUUGAGACAAAAUUAUAAUAGCCUCUGCAAAAGUAAAAGCUUGCUUAAAUAUCAUACGCUGCUGCCCGAAAAGAAAUCACGAAUGCUAAAUACAUGAUUAUAUUUCUUAUUUAUUUAUAAUUAUUAUUUUUUAAAUUUGUUUUAAGCCAGUAAAAAUACAUGUUUUUUAUUUAUGAGGACAUUGUUGUCGCCGUACCUACGAAGCUUACAAAUACAGUUAAUUACCAGGAACGAAAAUUAUACCAAAAGCUUUUGAAUACGCCCUAGUUUAAGUCACAAUGUUAAUAUAGACAUUUUUCAUAAUAUAGUCUAGGAUUUAUAUUAACUAAGACAUUAGAUAUGCAAAUUUAAUAAUACUUAUUUAAAGAAAAUGCCUGAAAUUUUUAUAUUGUGUAAAAAAUAUGAUG